Molecule: messenger RNA, 1938 nt
Organism: Aspergillus aculeatus ATCC 16872
Lineage: Eukaryota; Fungi; Ascomycota; Eurotiomycetes; Eurotiales; Aspergillaceae
Exons: 2
Coding region: 216-1853 (545 amino acids)
Molecular function (GO): oxidoreductase activity
Source: RefSeq, a predicted model, not a curated record
GUCGCCUUCACUUGCUGCGUUUAUUUUCACAAGCCUCUUUUUAUAUUACAAGCCCCUGUCAGCUUCCGCGGCAGAGACCAGGAACAAUCGCCACUGUGUCUGAACCUAAGACACGAACCUUGAAUCGGGCGACUUCAACCGCAGAGCCAGCGAGGAACUCUAUAUCGGACUUUAAAAGCCAAUGGCCGAAGUGACUGUCGAGUGCCAUUAUUCUCAUGUCUGUCUCACAGCCAGAGCGUAUCGCUAUAAUAGGGGGUGGUUGCACGGGAAUCACCUCGUUCUGGGCCUUGCAGAAGUCCGGUCAUGACGUCCACCUUUUCGAAGCCUCCGAUGCUCUCGGCGGGCGUAUCAAGUCACUGCCUUUCGAGCAUGAGGGCAUUCAAACGAACGUGAAUUCAGAUUCAUCUGUCUACAAUGUUGAGGCCUCUCCAAACUUGGAUUCGUUGCUGCGCUACCUGGGAGUGUCGACGAUCAGACAUCGAUUCAGCGUCAGGGCAACUGACGGAGAUCGCAGUUCCUGGUGGAGUGACAGUCUAUUGCAAAGCAUCCUUCUGCGGCCCUGGAUCCUUUGCCGCAAGGAGACGUAUGUGAUAUUGUCGGAUAUUAUCUGGCUCAAGUUCCUAGCCAUCGACGUGCUACGUAAGGGUGUCUCGCCAUACACGACCAGUAACAUUGAUUCACUUCUCUCUGUCAAGAGAUAUCUGUCGAAAGAAGGAUAUUCGGCCAGCUUCCGUGAUGAGUAUCUAGCUCCAACACUUUCGGUUUUAUGGGGCACAAAUGCUGGCAAGCUCCUUUCACGGCUACCUAUUGAAGCUGCUAUCCGUUGUCUGUAUGACCAUCAACUGCUUCGGCCGCGGGGAAAUGUUCCGGGGUGGCGUAGCAUUGAACGGGGCGCGAGCCGCCUGGUACAGGUCCUUUCUCGCGAUUUUGAUCCUUCUAGGGUACAUCUAGAGGCGAGAGUCCGACGAGUGACCCGGUACGACAAAAAGGUCUAUAGACUGGUUACAGCAGAUGGCCGUGAGAUUGAUUUUAAUCGCAUCAUUUUCACUGUCGAUAGCGAGGAGGUCGUGCAGAUAUUGGGGCCUCUUGCGAGCGCGCAAGACAGGAAGAUCAUUAUGGGCUUGGGGACAACGAAGAACAUAUCUGUGUUGCAUUCGGAUUCCCUCGUGGGUGAAGGCGUAAGGCCCUCAGUUCAAUUCGUGGCGGGUGAGGGUUGGGGAAGCGCUGCUCACCAGUUGGGCCAGCUUCUGCUUGAAAGAGAGCAUUCUACGACCGGCUACACCUAUGUGCUGGAGCCCAUCGUGCCUGGGCGCUCAUCCGAGGACUCAAUGCCCCGGAAAUCUAGCCUCAGCUAUAAUGUUAAUGCCUUGGACCGUAUUUCAACGUCUCUUUACGGUCCGAUAUACAUCACGCUGAACCCGACUAUGCCACCUCACCCUAGCAUCGUGCAGAGUGUAUGUGAAUUCACUGAGGCAGAUCCAAGCUUCAGCACACUCCAGGCACAAAAUGAUCUUGCGCUCAUUCAGAACAAACGAGGCUUGAGCUACGGGUUCUGUUGGACGGGCCGUGGGCACCUCGAGGAUGCCAUCACUGCAGGCUUGCGGAUUGCGAUUGAAGACUUGAACGCAGAAGUCCCUUUCCCAGUCGAAUUCCACUCCAAGCCUUUCGCGGCGGACUUGCCCCGUCCAAGCCUGGGCCUCCCUCUUCACAUAAUUCGGACCCUACUCCGCCUACUUCAAGUUUUUGUCCUUGCUUUGGAACUGCUGAUGCCCUUGCUGCCUGGACCGGCCUCGCGAUUCAUAGUUCGCCGCCACAGACACGUAUCGGGGCAGGAGCCUGGGAAGCUGUCUUGACAAAGAGAAUAAUGGAAGAUCUGCCCCUCUUUGCCUAUCAAAUUGAGUUAAACUGCUUAGGAACCAUAGACUGAAUAGAUCUCUU